Aphanomyces invadans is the source of this 735-nucleotide messenger RNA. RefSeq lists its product as hypothetical. The coding region runs from base 48 to 401 and encodes 117 amino acids. The record is from RefSeq and is a predicted model, not a curated record. The transcript has a single exon. NCBI's taxonomy places the organism in Eukaryota, Oomycota, Saprolegniomycetes, Saprolegniales, Verrucalvaceae.
GCUCCAUGUGCACCUUCGCGUUGCGGACGAGCACUUUGUAACGUUUGAUGUCCACGACGAUGCCCUUGGAUUCCAGCAAAUCGUGCACCUUGAGCACCUCAUGGAACUCGCGACGGUCGCUGUGGCCUUCCAUGACUUUUGUCGCAAAGACAGCGCUGGGGCUGGUCCACAGUCGUUCUUGGAACUUGGACCGCGUCAAGUCGACGACAGCGUCGAUUUGCUCGUACCGCACGAGUUGGCACACAAGAGCGUCCACUGCGGCGAGGCGCGGUACUGAAGACGACAAGACUGCGUCUUCCAUGCACAAUUCCCAUAGCGACACGGCAACUGACACAUGGCCGCGGGAGAUUAGCUCCACAUACAUGUCGUUGACGGGGAUAGGGGACGUCAAGACGUGUUGAUGGUUUGCAUACCACGUCAUAUGCUCAUGCAUCUUGGCCGGAUCUUCAGCGAGGAGACGGGCAUACAAGCGGAUGAACAAAUCGACAGUUCGCUUUUCUACGCGGACUGAGUGCUUGCUCAUCAUCUCAAUCAUCUUGAAAGCGCUGGGCACGUCGCGAGCUACAAGAUGCUCUUCUAGGAAAAUGGACAACGCGUACGUGUCGUUCGGAUCGUGUGAUGUUGGUGCUUGUGCGAAGUACUUCUGAACCAUCUCGAAUUUCUUGUGUGGUGAGAUCAAAGGGUCAUGGAGGGAGUCAAUCGCGCCUUGACUCAAAGAUGGGACGAGCUUCUCCG